GGCAUAAAACCGCGCUGGGCGCGCACAGAACUUCUCCUGCGCCUCUUGCUCCUGCAGCGCACGCCGGCUGAAGUCUUCUAAUUCGCCGCUGCCAGCCCGGGACCGUCCGUCCCUCCCUUCGGAUUACAAAGAUGACUUCCACCACCACGAAACGGAGCUCUUCUUACCGCCGCAUGUUCGGGGGCGGCAGCCGGCCCAGCACGGGGAGCACCCGUUAUGUCACCUCUUCGAGCCGCUACUCCUUGGGGAGCGCCAUCCGGCCCAGCAGCGUGCGCCUGGUCUCCUCCUCGCCCGGAGGCAUCUACGCCACCCGGUCUUCGUCCACGCGUUUGCGCAGCAGCCUCCCGGCCAUGCGCCUGAUAGGCGAAGGCGGCGUGGACUUCUCCCUGGCCGACGCCAUCAACACGGAGUUCAAGGCCAACCGCACCAACGAGAAGGCCGAGCUGCAGGAGCUCAAUGACCGCUUCGCCAACUACAUCGACAAGGUGCGCUUCCUGGAGCAGCAGAACAAGAUCCUGCUGGCCGAGCUCGAGGCGCUCAAGGGCAAAGGCACCUCUCGCCUGGGCGACCUCUACGAGGAGGAGAUGCGGGAGCUCCGCCGGCAGGUGGACCAGCUCACCAAUGACAAGGCCCGCGUGGAGGUGGAGAGGGACAACUUGGCCGACGACAUCUUGCGCCUCCGAGAGAAACUCCAGGAUGAGAUGAUUCUGAGAGAAGAGGCUGACAGCACUCUGCAGUCUUUCAGACAGGAUGUUGACAAUGCCUCUCUGGCCCGUCUGGAUCUUGAGCGCAAGGUUGAGUCCUUGCAAGAAGAAAUUGUUUUCCUGAAGAAGCUUCAUGAUGAGGAAAUCCGUGAGUUGCAGGCCCAGAUCCAGGAGCAGCAUGUCCAGAUCGACAUGGAUGUUGCUAAGCCCGAUCUCACUGCUGCCUUGCGUGAUGUGCGUCAGCAGUAUGAAAGUGUGGCUGCUAAGAACCUUCAGGAAGCUGAAGAGUGGUACAAAUCAAAAUUUGCAGAUCUCUCUGAAGCAGCCAGCAGAAACAAUGAUGCCCUGCGCCAGGCCAAACAAGAAGCUAAUGACUACCGCAGGCAAAUUCAGUCUCUCACCUGUGAAGUGGAUUCACUUAAAGGAACUAAUGAAUCUAUGGAGCGCCAGAUGCGUGAGAUGGAGGAGAACUUUGCUCUUGAAGCUUCUAACUACCAAGACACUAUUGCCCGCCUCCAAGAAGAAAUCCAAAACAUGAAGGAGGAAAUGGCUCACCAUCUUCGCGAGUACCAAGACUUGCUGAAUAUAAAGAUGGCUCUUGAUAUGGAGAUUACCACCUACAGGAAACUGCUGGAGGGAGAGGAGAGCAGAAUUACUAUGCCUGUUCAAACUUUUGCUUCCCUGAACCUGAGAGAAACUAACCUUGAGUCAAUUCCAAUCGACACCCACUCAAAGAGAACACUCCUAAUCAAGACUGUUGAAACUAGAGAUGGACAGGUGAUCAAUGAAACUUCCCAUCAUGAUGAUCUGGAGUGAAGAGAGAAUGGCACAUCUUUCCUGUGCAGAAAUGAAUCCUUACCAGCAAGAUUUAAAAGAGAAACAGCUUUCAAGUGCCUUUCUGCAGUUUUUUUCCAGAGCGCAAGGUGGUUAUGCUAGAAGAGAUAGGUCUUAGAUCUUGCAGACUGACUCUUGAUGGAUUAGGAAAGCUUUAAAAAAGGAGUCUAGUUAAGAUAGCAAUAUCUUGUGCUGCAAUACUGUUGAGUUUCUGAAUUGAAUAAAAUGGCUUUUUUCAGCACAGUAUGAGCAACCUCUUACUGCUUCAAUAAACAUUUGGGAAAUGGCUUUGUAAUGUGUUCUAAUUUGUGGCAGGAUAAUGAAUGAAUCUACUUCCAUUGUGGCAUGACAAAUGUCUUGAUGGCAAAAUUAAACACUCUUUCUUUCUAAA
Hemicordylus capensis (graceful crag lizard) is the source of this 1929-nucleotide messenger RNA. RefSeq names its product vimentin (gene VIM). The record is from RefSeq and is a predicted model, not a curated record. Lineage: Eukaryota; Metazoa; Chordata; Lepidosauria; Squamata; Cordylidae. Gene Ontology annotation, molecular function: structural constituent of cytoskeleton. The coding region runs from base 132 to 1520 and encodes 462 amino acids. Gene Ontology annotation, biological process: intermediate filament organization. Gene Ontology annotation, cellular component: intermediate filament; axon; cytoplasm. The transcript is spliced from 9 exons.